GCGCUGUUGCUGUAGGUCCACGUGAAGAAGACGAGGCUGCCGUUGAAGAUAUGUAGCUAGCUUAGCUGCUAGUUAUCUGAACAAAGCUUACAGUAACAAACUCCGUGAGAUUUUAAAAACCGGACGUUUACACACUUUAAGGAAUCAGUGUCUACUGCUGUGUCUUGACGAACCCGUUGUCCAGCUGAGCAUUAGCUACAGCUUUUGUUUCUUGGCAAAUGAAGGAGAAUAAGGAGAACUCCACUCCUGUCAAUUUGACGACAAAUCUGGACCACAUCAAGCCAUGCUGGUACUGGGACAAAAAGGACCUGGCCCAUACCCCAUCCCAGUCCGAGGGCCUAGAUCCGGCCACUGAGGCCAGAUACAGAAGAGAGGGGGCCAGGUUUAUAUUCGACGUUGGAACUCGACUAGGACUACACUAUGAUACUUUGGCCACAGGAAUUAUAUACUUUCACCGCUUUUACAUGUUUCAUUCUUUCAAGCAGUUUCCGAGAUAUGUGACCGGGGCUUGCUGUCUCUUUUUAGCUGGAAAAGUUGAGGAGACUCCGAAGAAGUGUAAAGACAUUAUCAAAACAGCUCGCAGCCUACUUAACGAUGUGCAGUUUGCACAAUUUGGGGAAGAUCCAAAAAAAUUUGGUUGUUAUUGGAGGCAUGACAUUUACAAACAGGAAGAAGUUAUGGUGUUGGAGAGAAUAUUGCUCCAGACAAUCAAGUUUGAUCUACAAGUGGAGCAUCCAUAUCAGUUCCUCUUGCGCUACGCUAAGCAGUUGAAAGGAGACAAGAACAAAGUGCAAAAGCUGGUGCAAAUGGCUUGGACCUUUGUGAAUGACAGCCUCUGCACGAUGCUGUCUCUUCAGUGGGAGCCAGAGAUCAUAGCUGUUGCUGUCAUGUAUUUGGCUGGUCGCCUGUGUAAAUUUGACAUCCAGGAAUGGACAUCCAAGCAGUCGUCCCGGCGCUGGUGGGAACAGUUUGUGCAAGAUGUCCCUGUGGAGCUGUUGGAGGAUAUCUGCCACCAAAUCUUGGACCUAUAUUCCCAAGGCAAGCAGCCCAUCCCACAGCAGCCCCAAAUGCAGGAGAAAGACAAGCCACCACAACCUCCUGCCAGCCAGCCAAGUCAAUCUGUUGGACUGAACCCUGCAGCUCUGCCUCCACUUAAGAAAAACUCCCCACAGGCUAGUCCUCCACGGCAGCUUAAACGCCAACAUGUUUCUCCAAAAGAAGAGUCUAAGGUUGCCACAGAGCAAGCUGGUUCUAAAAUACCACGGUUGGAAAGCCCAAUGCCUCCCCUACCAGUUGCCCAGCCUCCUGAUCGCAAAGGCCCAACCUCAGCCCCAGCCCCUCCUACAGAGGUGGAGCCAGCAGCCUCUGCUGAUUCAGACUUGUCCAAGGCACCUCCUCUGCCCCAUGGAGCUCCACCCCCUCUGCCUCACCGCCCACCACCUCCACCCCCCUCCAGCUACAUCAUGGGCAUGUCCACAUCUAGCUCUUACAUGUCAGGGGAGGGCUAUCAAAGCCUACAGUCUAUGAUGAAGACAGAGACACCAUCCUAUGCUCCCAUGCCUCCCUCUUACCCAAUGCCUUACCAUCCACAUGUUUACCCUCCUCCAAAUCCUCCACCACCAGGCCCUCCACCACCUACAACUUACCCUCCUCCUAACCUUCCACCGCCCACUCCGGCCUACCCUCCACCAGGCUACAACCAUAGCUACCCUCCUCCACCCCCCCGCAUGCCACCAGGACACGCGGUUCCUCCUCCAGGAAUGGGUUUGCCUCCUACUGGAUAUCCGCCUCCGCCGGUCCCUCCAGGCCAGCCACAGGUUCCCAUGCCACCCGGCUUGCCACCAGUGGCAGGGAUGAACCGUGGAACCUGGAUGAGAUGAAAAGACAGGUGGUCUUUCAGAGAGAGUAAAGGGUGUGGACAGAUGCCAGAGAGAUCUUCUGCUUCAUUCCACCGAAUUUGUCAUUUAUCACCAGUAUCAGGAUGUUAUAAUGUUGUUUAGUCCUGUUUAAGUAGUUGUGAAAUACACUAUGAACCUUUUUGUAUGAGUUUUGCCUGAAUUCUGUUGUAAGUAUGGUAUAGAACCCUCAUGUUUAGAAACCUGUGUUUAUAUUCAUAAUACUUCUCAGAAUAGGAGUGCAGACCUAAGAGUUGAGAGUUUAUCAAUAUAGAUCCAUGUCCUCAAUUUAAUCUUGAUCAUAAAAACAAAUGUCUUUUAGAUCUGUGCAAAAGGAAAGUUCUGCCCCAGCAAUCCAACAGUGAGCAAAGUGUGUAAAUCCAGUAACUGAUUUUUUUUCCUCUAUAUAUAAUCACUUUGCAAGGUUUUAGUGAAAUAGGAGGUAAUAACAAGUGAAUCCUUUUGACCAGAUGUGAAAUGGAGCCAAGAACAGUUAUUUCUUUAAAGAGAGUGUUCCUUGUUUAAAAUAAUACAUGCUUUCCAUACAUCUCUAUGAAUGAAAUGUUUGGACCUUUCUGAAAAUAUGAAUCACCCAUUGUAGAUAAUGAAGUUGUAGUAUCAGGAACAUUUUGUCUGAGAAGAUUUGUGAAUACAGACAAAAAUAAGUGUUAUUCUUAUGGUGUCCUUUUAUGCUACUGUGCAACUGGAGACAUACAUAUUUGUUACUUACGUUAUCUUUUAACACUUUAUGGUGGGCUGCUUCUCCUGUUUGUUCAAAGCAUUUCUCUUUUACAUGAACUAAUUGUGAUCAUCAAUGCUCAAGUCAAUUCAUAGCCAUUGAACCACUGAUUUCAAUAUAGUAUGCAAAAGAGAGCAUAUUUUGUAAGUACUUUAUGACUAGGACAGGCGAUAGCUUCAUUUUAGCUUCUCUGGAUGUGGCUUAGGCUAGAAUCCUAUAAGCUUGCUGUGUUUAGUAUGUCUGUUUUUGGAUUUCUUUGACACUUAGGGUAAUAAAGAUCUUUUUCUUCCCUGCUUUCAAUCAAAUUACUUGCUGGUUGUUGCCUCCCAUCUCAUGUCCCUGUCUUUACUGUGUACCUCAAACUUGUCUGCUGUUAACUGUUGUUUUUUUUCUGUAUGAAUAGAUAAAAUAUGAAAUGUGAUUUGCUCAUAAUAAAUAGGACUGUCCUAUUUAA
Messenger RNA from Pygocentrus nattereri (red-bellied piranha), 3088 nucleotides. It is a transcript of the gene ccnk, whose product is annotated as cyclin K. Bases 219 to 1880 code for a protein of 553 amino acids. Gene Ontology annotation, cellular component: cyclin/CDK positive transcription elongation factor complex; nucleus. The transcript has 11 exons. Gene Ontology annotation, biological process: positive regulation of DNA-templated transcription, elongation; regulation of transcription by RNA polymerase II. Lineage: Eukaryota; Metazoa; Chordata; Actinopteri; Characiformes; Serrasalmidae. The record is from RefSeq and is a predicted model, not a curated record. Gene Ontology annotation, molecular function: cyclin-dependent protein serine/threonine kinase activator activity.